Molecule: messenger RNA, 2400 nt
Organism: Bombus terrestris (buff-tailed bumblebee)
Lineage: Eukaryota; Metazoa; Arthropoda; Insecta; Hymenoptera; Apidae
Gene: Rac1
Product: ras-related protein Rac1
Exons: 3
Coding region: 624-1202 (192 amino acids)
Biological process (GO): small GTPase-mediated signal transduction; establishment or maintenance of cell polarity; motor neuron axon guidance
Cellular component (GO): plasma membrane; cytoskeleton; cytoplasmic vesicle
Molecular function (GO): protein kinase binding; GTPase activity; GTP binding
Source: RefSeq, a predicted model, not a curated record
AUGUAUUACGCUUUACAGUGCACUGGUUAUCAUUUCAACCAUUAUUUCAUGUGUAUCCGAUCCUCCAUUUAAAUGAAUUAAUUGAAAUUAAAUAUGUUUUUAAAACAAUAUUCAUAAACACGGUGUAUAAGUAAAGCAUUUGCUUAAAGUUUGUUGUGUUCAUAGAAAUAGCAUUUUAAUUCUUAUAAAAUAAAUAAAACCUUUAAGUCUACGUUCAUUAUUGAGGCCAUAUAUUGAGGUCAGGAGUGCUGCAUUUAACGAAAGACCCCCAACUGCGUUUUCUAUCACAAAACAAGGACAUCAAGGACGUUAUAAUAUAUAUUUGUUUAUUACCACUGUUAAUAGUUCUACACAAGUACUUAUAAUUUUUUUUGCCUAUAUCAUUCCCACUUUUCCUUUGAUUUAUACAUCCUUCCAUUUUAUGAUCUUUUUCUAUCUUACUUUUGACACUACUUAUUUAUCUCUCUUGCGCCUAUUUCCUUUAUGUUCUCUCUUUCUAUUUCACGACAUUUCCACUCCUUGUCUAUCUCUCUUAAUCUUUCCUGUUCUGUCGAAUCGAACUAGCCUCCCUUCCUGCGAAUUUACGUAGAUAUUUCUACUUGUGAACGGUUCCAACCUUCAGGAUGCAAGCUAUCAAAUGUGUUGUCGUAGGAGACGGAGCAGUAGGUAAAACAUGUCUCCUCAUAAGCUACACUACCAACGCUUUCCCUGGAGAAUAUAUUCCAACUGUAUUUGACAAUUAUUCCGCAAAUGUUAUGGUGGAUGGUAAACCAAUAAAUCUUGGUUUAUGGGACACAGCAGGCCAAGAAGAUUAUGACAGAUUAAGACCGUUGUCUUAUCCACAGACAGAUGUUUUUCUGAUCUGCUUUUCUCUUGUUAACCCCGCCAGUUUUGAAAAUGUUCGUGCUAAAUGGUAUCCAGAAGUACGCCAUCAUUGUCCAGCUACUCCAAUUAUUUUAGUAGGGACUAAAUUAGAUUUACGUGAAGACAAAGAGACUAUUGAGCGGUUAAAAGAUAAAAAACUUGCACCUAUUACAUAUCCUCAGGGUUUGUCCAUGGCAAAAGAGAUUGGUGCUGUAAAAUAUUUAGAAUGUUCUGCUCUUACUCAGAAAGGUUUGAAAACAGUAUUUGAUGAAGCAAUUCGCGCAGUAUUGUGUCCUGUUCUUCAAGUGAAACCAAAACGCAGAUGUUUCCUUCUAUAAUAUUAAAUGUCCAACGACGGUGGAGCAUGUGCAAAUGUACUACCCCUCCUCCGAUCGGACUUGAUUGCAGCAGGACAUCUAACUUUGAUUAAAAAAACCCCGUUGUACGGUCCAUCUCUCUACAAGCAUCUGCCAUGAAAGCGCACAAACCAAUUUAUAUAAUGCGUAUAAAAAGAUAAAGAAGAAAAUAUAUGCAAUUUAAGUGUUUUGGACAUUAGCUGAAUGUUCUGAUGAGAGAAAGGAAGCCAAAUGAAAACUGAACUGAUAAUGUACAGUAUAUUAGAGUGUGUUAUUAAUAUUAGUUAUUACAUACGAAUUAUAAGAAAUUAAACAUUAUGUAUGUGCGUUUGUGAGCGCACUAGAUACUAAUCAAUUUAAUAGAAGAGCUGAACCAUUUUAUGUAAAUUUGCAUUGUAUAUUUUAGAUUAAAAAUGUAAUCAGACAAUUUUGUCAUUUUUAAAUUUUUGGUAUACAAAGAGAUUGAUACAUUAAAAACAUUAAAGUAAAAAAAUAUUUGAAUAUGAACAGUACAUAUUAACGGGAGUUGUUUUUAAUUUUUAAAUAAAUUGAAUUUUCCAGCUAAUAAUUUAAGUGUAACUAAUCAUAAAUUAUAUCUUUCAUUGUAAAUAUACAAUUGCAAGUAUGUAACAUGAAAUGAUUUUCAUCUUUAACUAAAUUGGUUGAUAUUACUAUAUACAUACCAUGGAAUAAGAUAAUCAUGUAAGUUUUAGAAAUGAGCGAUACAAGUGUGAUUUCAAUUCUCUACCUCUCCUGUAUUUUCAUGUUGUUGCAAUUUUGCUGUAAUUCAUACGCACAACAUGGCUAAAAGAAUAAAAUAUCAGAGGUAGAGGAAAAUGGUACGUGUGUAUGAAUGUUUAAGAGUGCAUACGAAAGCCAAGAGAGAAAGACAGAAGAAGGAAUUAUUCUAUAACAAAUAAUUGUACAUAAAUGGUAAAAGUCCAAACUGUAUUCCUAUCAUUAUCAUUUUACAUGUAUAAGCUGCUGAAUCUAAAUCGGACGUUACUUGUUUUUUAUAUAUAUAUUAUAAAUAUAUAUAAAGUGGGGCUGGACCGAGAUCUAUUUCAAUCGUCGCAGAUCCACUGACCUGUGCAAUCUAUCCGGGGAAUGGGGAUUCAGUCCAUAAAAAUAUCAUAGAUACUGUAACUAAAUAUGCUUUAUUAAAUGGGUGUUUAUUAAA